Molecule: messenger RNA, 570 nt
Organism: Cordyceps fumosorosea ARSEF 2679
Lineage: Eukaryota; Fungi; Ascomycota; Sordariomycetes; Hypocreales; Cordycipitaceae
Exons: 1
Coding region: 1-570 (189 amino acids)
Source: RefSeq, a predicted model, not a curated record
AUGCGUUUCAGCACCACCGCUGCCGUCCUGGCCCUCGCCGGCUCUGCUGCCGCUCACGAGGUGUCCUCCCGGUACACCACCACUCCCACCAUGUCGGUCGCCGCCACCUCGACCCCGUGCACUCACCAUCACCACCCUCACUCCUCCUGCAACGACCAGCACCACCACGCCACCUGCACCCAUCACCAUCACCACCACACCAGCUCCUACCCGGCCACCCCGAGCGUCGCCCACCACCACUCCUCCUCCUCCUCCAGGCACCCGCACUACACCUCGCCGGUGAACCACCACCACCACCACCACACCACCGCGCCCUGCCCCGAGUCCUCGGGAAAGCCGCACCACCCGCACCACCACCACUCGACCGUCCCCGGCGGCGGCGGCCAGCAUCACCACCCGAAGCCCUCGGGCCCUCACGGCGGUCACGGCGGUCACCACCGCAACAACGGCACCGACAGCGGCAAGCCCGGUCCCUCCGGCCCGGUUGUCGUGAGCACCAACGGUGCCGCGCAGGUCGGCGCGGGCGCCGCUGCCCUCGUGGGUGUCGCGGCCCUCUUCGUCACCUUGUAA